UCUAGGUCCACUGUACUCCGUAGCAUUCCACCUGCUCACUCGGUUAAAGGAAAUCCCUUUUUUGCAACUCGUAUAAAUAACAAGCACGUAAUAUUUGCAUUUAUGUGCGGUAUUCGUAUAUCGUCGGCGGAGUAGCGAGAUCGGAAUGACUUCGGAAGGUUUCGUUUCUCGCCCUGAAUCCGAACCAGCUGUAUGGGACGGGCUGGACUGGUCGCAUUACUUCAUAACGGGUUCCAGCAAUUUCUAAAAAAGAAAAGAAUAUAAUAUAUGCUAGGGUUUAUCAAAGUGGACUUCUGUUCUUCGAAGCAUUUGGCGGCAUGUUUAGUGUCGAGUAUUCAAUGCCCAAUUGUCAAUAAUGGCGACUAUAUCGAAUGAUACGCCUCUCUGGAGGCUGCAACAGACAUUAAAUCACAUCCUGCCGCAAUCCGUUCACAAAGAUGAAGAAAACCUAGCUAUCGUUCACGGACCCACCCAGCCAGCGCUCUGGGAGAUGACAUUAGGCGAAUUGUUAGAAUUCCAGUGUUUGCGGUAUCGUGACUUAGAAUGUGUUGUUGUUCCCUGGACGGGGGCGCGAUGGACGUAUGGUCAACUCGAGCAUGAGAGUAGCCGCCUUGCGCGUGGCCUUUUGGCAAAAGGAAUUCAACGCGGAGAUAGAAUUGGGGUUAUGGCAGGCAAUUGCGAGGAAUAUGUGUCUCUGUUUUUCGCCGCUGCCCGGGUUGGCGCAAUCCUGGUAGUCAUCAACAACACCUAUACGCAUGCUGAGUUGAUGUAUGCUCUUAACCACACAGCGUGCAAAUUGCUCUUCAUUGUUCCUCGGAUCGGCCGACACGAUCUUGAGAAGGCAUUGGAAGACCUUGACUCUCCCGAUAUUUCACAACGACUUCCAAGUCUUGAGGAAACGGUGAUGAUUCAAGGGCACUUUAGAAACUUCGGAACAUAUGAAGAUGUUGUUCUUGCCGGAAACUCCGUUCCCUUGAAUGCGGUUCAGCGACGACAAGACACCUUAUCGCCAUUCGACGUCUGCAAUCUGCAGUUCACGAGUGGUUCAACUGGAAACCCAAAAGCUUCCAUGCUAACACAUCACAAUUUGAUCAAUAACUCGCGAUUCAUCGGUGAUCGGAUGGACUUUACUCAGUACGACAUACUCUGCUGUCCGCCACCAUUAUUUCAUUGUUUUGGGCUAGUCCUAGGGCUCCUCGCCUGCAUCACGCACGGGUCCAAGGUCGUGUAUCCAGCCGAAACCUUUGACCCCGAAGCAGUAUUGAGAGCGAUAUCAGAGGAGAGGUGCACUGCACUACAUGGAGUGCCCACAAUGUUCGAAGCAAUCUUGGCACUCCCAAGACCCGAUUCAUUUGACUCCUCACAACUCCGGACAGGCAUCAUCGCAGGUGCGCCAGUGCCGCGGUCACUUAUGAAACGGCUAUGGAAUGAGCUCAAUAUGACUGAGUUCACGAGCAGCUAUGGGCUGACCGAGGCUUCUCCAACAUGCUUCAACGCAUUCACCAGCGACUCAAUUGAUACCCGGCUCACGACCGUCGGCAAAGUGCUACCGCAUGCUAGGGCCAAAAUCAUUAAUCCCGAAACAGGGGAGACUGUGAAAAUUGGGGAGCGAGGAGAACUCUGUAUGUCUGGCUAUCAAGUUCAUAAAGGAUACUGGGACAAUCCAGAAAAAUCUGCCGAGACAUUGCUAGAAGAUGAGGAUGGCACGAUUUGGUUGCGGACUGGUGACGAGGCGGUGUUCAAUUCAGAUGGGUAUUGCAGCAUCACCGGGCGCUACAAGGACAUCAUUAUUAGGGGAGGAGAAAACAUCUAUCCUCUCGAAAUUGAGGAACGCCUCACAGCACAUCCAGCUAUCUCGCGAGCUGCAGUGGUUGGGCUACCCAAUAAGCAUUACGGGGAAGUUGUCAGCGCGUUCUUGGUGCUUAAAACUGGGCAUACUUGCCCACCUGAGGAAGAAAUAAGGAAUUGGACGCGGCAGACGCUCGGAAGACAUAAGGCUCCCAAGCAUGUGUUUGUGUUUGGCUUGGAUCCAAGACUCCCGGCGGAUAUGCCACAGACUGGAAGCGGGAAGAUUCAAAAGCAAAUACUAAGGGAUCUGGGAAAGAAAUUGGUUGAGGACUGGCGUGCAGGUUAACGCAUAUAUAAUGUACUGUACAUGCAUACACACUUUAUAGACCGAAAGUAUCCAGUAUCGUCCAAAGUAGAACUUAUCUCAGGAUUUCAAACAGGUCUCUGUCUUCAAAACGAGACAAUCCGAAGCCAGACGCUCCAAAGUUUGAGGCUGGGUGAGGCUGAUAACUUAAGUUAAUACUGAUUACAUAAACGGCAACUUUUUUAAAGAGAUCUCGGGAUGGAGACAGAGCAGAGAACAAUAAAUCACAUAAAUCUAUUUAACCAUAAUUCAAUCCCAGCCUAACAGCCUUACGAAUCUUACAAUUUACUUUUGCUCUGCUUCGCCGUCCCAUUGCUAGUCACACUUCCGAAAUUCACCACCUCGAAAAACCGCACCCGCUCGCACCUCACCAUGGCAGACCUCUUGUGAGGCAGGUCUCCCCAUUUGUGAACGUGGAAGCCAUGCGCGGCAUCAUAUCCUAACACGGGCCCAUUGGCUGCGUUCGGUUCCCCGACUACACAUGUCGUGCGAGGUUCAUCAAGAAAUAUGUAAUGAAUCAGACUGGUCCACCAUGCCGUUGCCCGAUGCGGGCCGCGGAAUCGCGCAUCACCAACCAGCGAGUGUCGGCCACGAUCCCAAUCUAGGGCAGGGAACAAAUAAGUUGAAAAAAAAAAAAAAAAAAAAAAAAAAAAAAAAACUCAAACGAACAGGGGAACAGAUCAUACCUUAGCCCAAUAGAUCUCGAAAUAGGCGAAAUAAGUAUCGUUAAAUCGCGCCAAUACCGCCAUCUGGUGCGGAUCUUCAUCGAUCUUUCGCAAAUAUUCGCGAUGCUCGUCCAGCGUACCAGUCUCUUUCCAGUUGACGGCGACUCGCGGAUCAUUCUGCCAAGUAUGAAACAGCUGGAGAUGUGUCUCAUUUCUAUAGUCGAGAUGAUCCAUGGCGAAAAAUUCAUCUAGGUGCGGAAUAUACCUACUAUAUAUCGGUGCGCCACGGGCAGGCUUUGCCGGCCGGACUGGAUGUUGCGCAUGGACUGGCCGGUUUGUGAGUUGUGAUGUCAGAGUGUACUGAAGAGGGAAGGCUGGAUAUUCCGAUGGCUGCUUUCUGGCACUUCCUUCAAUCGAUGGGACAAGCCAUGCAGCCCGAGUCCCCAGUGGAGAACCUGCGCCUUGCCAGAAGGCCGCUCUAGAAACCAAAAUAUCCUCAAUUUUGCCCAACGGCUGCGGUUGAGCCGGGCUGGGGAAAUGCGUAGAAAGUCCCGUCGCAUUGCAUUCGGCGUAUAACAGGUCCUUCUGCGCGCCCGACAGAGAAAGUCGGAAGGAUUCUUCUGAUGGCCUCAUAGAGAAGAUCGCGUAGACCAUCGUCCAUAGCUGGCCAACCGUUGGUGCCGACUCUCCAUCCCAAGUCACAAAUGAUACCAUAUUGCGGCAAGCCCGCGCCCAAGCGGUGUUAUCUGAUUCGGCUGGUAAGGUAGCCUCAGGACCGGGGAUCAACUCGCUGAAGUAGAGCAUGUCGUGAUGCAACGGCUCCGGGGGGGGAAUGGCGCCAUUAUUCUGAUCGCUUGACAGUCGAAGUUGGAAAAUCCUGCCAUUAGGUCCUGAGGAAGCCUGGUACAGUUCAUAUUUUGUUUUGUACGGCUCUGGAAGCCGCACGAGCGGCAAAUCGCGCAUCUCAGGGGAGGAGCUCAUUUUUAACGUAUGAUAGCCUGUAUAGCUGUGCAAUGAUAUACGGAUCGUGGAAGCCUAACGGAAUGAAAGAAUGCAACAGCCUCAGGUUUAUCCAAUAAGUUUCAGGGAAGCCAGGGAGGUUGACUAUAGCAGGUGAGUUGUCGCACUGCUUGUCCCCAGCAAUGCAACCUUUGAAAAAGCAGACUCCAAGCGCCAUGCCGUGUAGUCGAAUGCUAGGGGCUGCAACAUGAUGCUCCAACCCCUCCUCGGUUCUUUUCCAAGAAUACCGAGAAUGUGGACUUGCAACCGACUGGUGGAUGCUUCCAACGUAUCCGUCCCGGUCGGGGGAAAAUACAGGGGUUUCCACUCAGGGGUAAAAUAGGUAUUCAAGGUAUAUUACCAUCGGUACGAAGUAUUCAAAUAAUACAGCAAUAUACGGAAUCAUCACAGCCCGAGCUGAG
Molecule: messenger RNA, 4238 nt
Organism: Blastomyces gilchristii SLH14081
Lineage: Eukaryota; Fungi; Ascomycota; Eurotiomycetes; Onygenales; Ajellomycetaceae
Product: long-chain acyl-CoA synthetase
Exons: 5
Coding region: 356-2134 (592 amino acids)
Biological process (GO): fatty acid metabolic process
Molecular function (GO): medium-chain fatty acid-CoA ligase activity
Source: RefSeq, a predicted model, not a curated record